Molecule: messenger RNA, 1493 nt
Organism: Erigeron canadensis
Lineage: Eukaryota; Viridiplantae; Streptophyta; Magnoliopsida; Asterales; Asteraceae
Product: GDP-mannose transporter GONST1
Exons: 9
Coding region: 311-1324 (337 amino acids)
Cellular component (GO): Golgi apparatus
Molecular function (GO): GDP-mannose transmembrane transporter activity; antiporter activity
Source: RefSeq, a predicted model, not a curated record
GUCUGUGUAUAAAUUAGCCCAAAUCGGCCAAUCCCACCAUCUCUCUGACUCUCUCUCUCUCACACUUUAAAUCCCCCUAGUAAUCUCCCCUAUAUCUCCUCCAUUCUCCAUUUCCACUUCAAAUUUUUAUUCUUAUAUUUAAAAAUAUUAAAAUAUAUCAAUUUAUUCGUCUAUUCUUUCCCCCCAAAUCCAGGCACCGUCGUAAACCACCACAGUUCCGAUCCUCACUCCGAUCGUUGACUUUUUUGUUGACUGAAACUUCAAUAACAGAUGUUCUUAUUUGCUUUUCCUUAAUUCUAGGUGUCUUGCAAUGAAAAAUGUUGGUGAGAAUGAGACGGAUUUGGAGAGUGGCAGGUUUGACAGAGAUAGAGAAAGGAGUUCAAAGAGUAGUAGAGUUAAAUUUAACAAUCAGGCCCUAUUAUCUGGCCUUGCGUAUUGUCUUUCCUCUUGUAGCAUGAUCUUGGUUAACAAGUAUGUCCUUUCCAGCUAUGAUUUCAAUGCUGGAAUCUCUUUGAUGCUCUACCAGAACUUUGUAUCAGUAUUGAUAGUGUCUAGUUUAAGUGUACUUGGUGUAAUAUCAACAGAACCACUUACGUGGAGAUUGAUAAAAGUAUGGUUGCCUGUGAACUUUAUAUUUGUUGGGAUGUUGAUCACAAGCAUGUUUAGUUUGAGGUACAUUAAUGUUGCCAUGGUCACGGUGUUAAAGAAUUUUACAAAUGUGAUAACUGCAGUUGGUGAAAUGUAUUUAUUUAACAAGCACCAUGGCAACAGUGUGUGGGCGGCACUUUUUUUAAUGAUCAUAUCAGCAAUCUCUGGAGGGAUAACAGAUCUUGCUUUUAAUGCUGUAGGAUACACAUGGCAGAUUAUAAAUUGCUUUCUGACAGCAUCAUAUUCUUUAACACUUCGUCGGGUCAUGGAUACAGCUAAACAGGUCACAAAAUCUGGAAACCUGAAUGAAUUUUCAAUGGUUCUGCUUAACAACACACUGUCCUUGCCCCUAGGACUUCUGCUGAUCUUUGUAUUUAAUGAGGUGGAUUAUCUCUAUACCACACCCCUAUUGAGGAUGCCCACAUUCUGGUUGGUGAUGACAUUUAGUGGAUUCCUUGGCUUAGCGAUUAGCUUCACAUCUAUGUGGUUUCUACAUCAAACUGGGGCGACUACAUACAGCCUUGUGGGAUCACUGAAUAAGAUUCCUCUCUCAGUUGCUGGGAUUGUUUUGUUUCACGUCCCUACUAGUCUGGAGAACUCUGCCAGCAUCUUUUUUGGUUUGGUCGCAGGGGUGUUAUUUGCCAGAGCAAAGAUCAAAGAUAGAACUCAGUCUUGAAAAGUAAUGAGAUAGAAUAUUCACACAGAUAUAGAAAUGGAAAAAUGGUAAUCAUUUGAAGUUUGUCAUUCUUAUUUUUUGUAUGGGGAUAUGUCCAUGUUCCCCCUUGUUUUAGGCAAUUUUGUACUCGGAAAAAUUAAUAUGAAAAAUGAUGUUAUUUUGUGUAGAA